Molecule: messenger RNA, 3504 nt
Organism: Plasmodium yoelii
Lineage: Eukaryota; Apicomplexa; Aconoidasida; Haemosporida; Plasmodiidae
Product: conserved Plasmodium protein, unknown function
Exons: 2
Coding region: 1-3504 (1167 amino acids)
Molecular function (GO): ATP binding
Source: RefSeq, a predicted model, not a curated record
AUGAAUAUAUUGAGUAGAAUAAAGUGGAAUAAAAAUUAUAAGAAUUGUUUUAUAAAUACAAUAACAAAAAAACAACAUUUUUCUAGUAAAGACAUAAAUUAUGAAAUAUAUGAAGGUGUAAAUUGUUUUACUAAAUUUGAAGAAUUAACAAAUAAAAAAAUUAUAUACAAAAAAGAUUAUAAAAAUUAUUUAAAAUUAUAUAAAUUAUAUAAACCUAAUAAUACAAAAUUAAGUAUAGAUAAAAAUAACUAUUUUAAUUUUUCAUUAUGUUGGGCAAUUAAUGGGGGAAAAAGCAUAUGUGUGUAUAAUAACAAUUUAGACGAAAAUAAAAAAAUCAAAAUAUUUACAAACACAAUCAAUUCUUUAAGACAAAAAUUAGAACAGGAAAGUAAAAUAAAUUGUGAAGAUGGAAAAUUAGAAAAAAUUGUAGAAUAUCGAAAAGAAAUUCUGACCAAAAAUAAAAACAGCAAAAAACAAUGUAACCAUGAAAAAGGAAAAGGAAAAGAAAAAAUCAACUAUGCCAAAUUAACAAAAUUAUGGGAACUAUUUUUAUAUCAUAAAGAAAAAAAUAAUAUUAAAGAAGAAAAAGUAUACUUUGAAAUUUUAAAAAAGUUAUUUUUAAAAUAUGAAUUUUUUGAAAAAAAUAAAAAAAAUGAUUUUCAAUUUUUUGAAAAUAUAUUAACUUCUUUAUUACUAAAAUCAAACAUAUUUAUAAAUGUAUUAAAUAAUUUAUAUUCUAUAUUUUUUAAUUCAUUUUUAUGUUCGUCUUCUUUUCCCAUUAUACAGAAUAAUGCAAUUACCCAAUCAAUAAAUAACACUAAUAAAAAUUCUAAUAAAAAUGAUUUAAACAAAUUUCCUGUUAUUAUUAAUAAUAAUGUGUGUAAAGAAAAUGAUGUAACUUUUCUCGAAUGUGUAAAUAAAAAAAAACCAUUUAUUGAGAAUGAUGGAAAUAUAAAGAAGAUGAUAAAAAAUUCAAGCUUAAGUGAAAUAGAACAAGAAAAUCAAAAUGAAAAAGAAAAAAUUCGAAGAUAUAUUUUAAAUUAUAUAUUUAAUAUGUAUUAUGAAAAAUAUAUAGGAUUAAAAAAUUUAUAUAAAAGUUUUAAUUUACAAGAAUCAUAUAAAUUAAAACAUUGUUCUAAGGAAAAUAGUUUAUUUAAAUUUAUUUGUUUAGAAAAUAUUGAUAUUGAAAAAAAAAAUAUUAUAUUAAUUAAAUGUACAAAUAAAAAUGAACAUAUAUUUUUUCUAGGCUUUGUUAAAAAUGUAACAAAAAUAAACGAUUUUUGCGUCAUAUAUAUGGAUGUAAAAAGGUAUCAAGGCGAUAAUAAGCAAAAUGAAAAUGGUGAAAAUGGUGAAGAUGUUAACAAUUUAAAGCUAUAUGAAGAACAAGAAAUUUGUGAAAACUAUUUUGAAUCUUAUUUUAAUCGAAUUAAAGAUAGACAAAAAAAUUUAAACAAUGAAAAUUUUGAAAAAGAAAAAAAUUCGACAUUUCUACAAAAUAAUGAUCAUGAAAAAGAACUAAUCACUUAUGAAGGCAUAACCUUAACAGUUCAAUUAAAUACAAUAAGUAAUCGAAUUAAAUAUUCUAUUUUAAAUAUUUUUGAAAAAAAAAAAGAAAAUGAAUAUUUAAAUAAUGAAAUUACUAAACUUUUAUUAAAUAAUGAUACUCGUGUAGACAUUAACACAUAUUGUAAUAAUCAAGAGGAAAUAAUACAAAAUCAAAAAAAAAAAAAAAAAAAAAAUAUGUUAAACAAUUCAAUAAGUUAUACUUCCUUAAUUCAACAAGCUGUAAAUAGAUUUUUAGAAAGCCAAAAAAAAUAUAUGCAAUCUUAUAAUAUUUUAAAUGAAGAUUUAAUAAAACAAGAUCAAAUAAUAAAUAAAUUAUAUAAACAAUUAAAAAAUAGUCCCCAAGAAUUUACUAAAAUAUGUGAAUUUUAUAAAAAAUUUGAUAUAUAUCAAAAAAAGGUUUUAAAAGAGAUCUUAGUUGGGAGUGACAACCCACCAAUCCAUAUCAUUCAUGGAGCGCCGGGAAGUGGCAAAAGCGAUUUGAUAUCAUUUCUCAUUUAUGUUCUAAGCUUAGAAAAGAAGAACAAUAUAUUUGUUGGAACUUGUAAACAUAUAUCCGUAGAAAAUAUAAAAAUAAAAUUAGUUAAUUUGAAUUUAUGUUUAAAUAAGAAUAAUAAAGAGAAAGGAAUAACACAUCAGAAAUCAGAUAUAUAUAUAGAUACUAUAUAUCAAGCAUUUAAAAUAAAAGAUAAAAAAAUAAAACACUUAAUUAUUGAUGAAGCUUCAAGUUUAUCUGAAUAUAAUAGUUUAAUUUGUUUAAAUUUAAAUGUUAGUUAUAUUUAUGCAUUUGGUGAUGAUAAGCAAUUAACAUUCCAUAGUAUAAUUAGCGAAAAAAAAAGAAAUGAAAUAAAUUAUUUUAGUAUAUUUGAAAAAUUAAAACAAUAUAAAAAUAUAAAAUGUCAUUAUUUAUUUACACAAUAUAGAUUAAUAUUUCCAAUUUAUUUAUUUAUAUCAUUUUAUUUUUAUAAUAAUAAAUUAAUAGCUUCUAAAAAAAUUGUUGAUAAUUUUAUAAAAUCGAAUAAAUUGUCUGAUUUUUUGGAAAUAUUUAAAAAUGAUAAAAUUCCAAAAAAAUUACAAAAUAAUUUAUAUUCACAAUUUUCAAUACCUAUUUUAUUUAUUGAUACAUAUACUGAAAAUUUAAACCAUGAAAUUUUUGAACAACAAAUAAAUCAAUCAUACAUAAAUAAAUUUGAAGCUAUCAUCAUUUUAAAACUUGUACAAAUUAUGUCUUUAUCAAAAAUAAAACCAAAUCUAGCUAUUUUAACUCCGUAUAUUAGCCAAAAAAAUUACAUUCAGCAAAUUUUACACGAAUUCGAAGCAGCCGAAAAAAACGAAGCAGCCGAAGCAGCCGAAGCGAAGCCGAUGCCGUUUGUAAGGGUUGGAAACAUUCCACAUUUUACACAACCAAUUAAAAAUGAAAAAAAGAAUUUAUGUUUUAUUAAUUCCAGCGAGUCGGCAUUAUAUUCAGAUGAUACAACCAAAGUAGAAACUAAUAUAUAUAAUCGUAGUUUGUUCGAUUAUCCUAAAAGUGUAAGCGGUAAAGGUGUAAGCGGUAAAAAUGUAGGCGAUGAAAAUGUGAUAAAUAGCAAUUCAAAUAGAUUGUCUAACUUGUUUAACAUUCCAAAUAAAAAAAAUGAAGAAGAAUAUAAUAAUAACCUUUAUAAAAAUGUUUAUACUAUUGAUAGUUAUCAAGGAUGUGAAAGCGAUAUAAUUAUUGUAAGUACUGUAAGAUCAAAUGAAAAUUAUUCUUUAGGUUUUUUAAAUGAUGAAAAAAGAAUGAAUGUUUUAUUAACACGUAUGAAAAAGGGAAUUAUUAUUAUUGGAAAUUCAAAAACUUUAAAAAAUAAUUUUUUUUGGAAGGAAUUUAUAUCAUUCCUUGAUUUUUUUAAUUCUCGAAAAUCGGCUUUUUCCUUGCCAGCUUUGAAAGAUAUAAGGCAGUGA